This is a messenger RNA of Plasmodium vivax (malaria parasite P. vivax), 966 nucleotides long. RefSeq names its product variable surface protein Vir17-like. Bases 1 to 966 code for a protein of 321 amino acids. NCBI's taxonomy places the organism in Eukaryota, Apicomplexa, Aconoidasida, Haemosporida, Plasmodiidae. The record is from RefSeq and is a predicted model, not a curated record. The transcript is spliced from 2 exons.
AUGGACGAUUCUGAUAUGGACCCUCCUAUUGAAUCAGAAUGCAAAUCACUGGACAAAGAUCUUCCUUCAUCAAAAUUUGAUGAAGAUUUUACUAGUUAUGUAGAUUUAUAUUCUUUAGAAGAUGUUUCACUAGACAAAGAAGAUAAAACUUAUUUUUCUAAAUGGUAUACAAGUUUUUCAGAAAAAUUUUCACAUUAUUAUAAAGAAAAAGCGAAAGAAAAGAAUGAAAAUAUUAGUCCAAAGCGUUGUAGGAAUUUGAAUUACCACAUUAAUUAUUUAAUAUUCCAAAUUUAUCAAAAAGAACUUGAUUAUAAAAAUGAAGAAGAUCAAAAAUUAUUCAAAUCUUCUAUUGAAAGUUUAAAAAAAAAUAUAAAAUCACUAUUUGCUGUAAGUGAAAAAAUCAACUGUGAACGAGACGAAAAAGAUUAUACAUCGUCAAUGAACAUAGUGAAGAAAUUAGAUGAUUACUGUGAAAACAGGGAUCAUUUACGUAGUGUAAUAAAGGAUAAAAAAGAAAAAUGUCAAGACUUGAUUGAUUACGUAAAUAAGAAAUACGAUUGCUUUUUUAACAAUGAUUCUUGCAUCAUUGAUAUAGAUGCAGAAGAAAAGAAAACUUUUGCCAUAUCUGAUGAUUGUACACUUUAUAAUAUUCCUAAAACGUUUUCAUAUUUCGAAUGUAACAACUAUGAAUUGCCUUAUAGGAUACAGUCUAUUCCACACUGUCCAAGCCAAUAUGCAUCAAUUUUUGAUCAAAUUGUGGCACCUUUAAAAUACUAUAUAGAAGACGUUCCUUACUUGAACGAAAUACUAAAUUAUCCCCAAUAUGCAUGUUUAGCGGUAUUUGGAAUUGUUUUAAUACCUCCUAUUUUAUGUAAAGUAAAACAUAAUAUAUUAAAUAUGUACCUGUUCAAAUGUACAUAUAAUUCUCCGUACAAUUUGUCAUUACGGAACUCCCAUAAUCGAUAA